AGCUACUACUACAAACCAACCAGCUCAGACCUACAACGACUGCAGCUUUCUGCAGCUUUGCAACAAUCCUGCAUCAUGUGAAGGGUUUAUUCGCGCAGAAAUUAUUAAAGCGCGUAUACGCAACAAUGUAUCUAAUUAAUCUCUGUCCUAAUCCGGCCUCUGUUAAACGUAGCAGCACUGUUUGCCUUAAACAAUUAAAUGACAGUCGAGCAAGACAAACCCAGUUCAGAUGCCACACACAUGGAUGAGCUGCUGCAGAGUGAACCACAAGGAUGGUAGACUGACCUUUGACCCUGGGAGCAAAGUUGUGCAUCUGCCCUAUGUGAAUUACCUCAGAGAACUUGGUACCACAUUCCUCAAUGCUUACACCAACUCACCCAUCUGCUGCCCCUCAAGAGCAGCAAUGUGGAGUGGUCAGUUUGUCCACCUCACUCAGUCAUGGAACAACUACAAAUGUCUUGAUAGUAAUGCAACAACAUGGAUGGAUCUUCUUGAGGCACAUGGAUACCAUACCAAGAUGAUGGGAAAGCUCGACUACACCUCAGGGAGCCACUCUGUCAGUAAUCGAGUCGAGGCUUGGACGCGAGAUGUUCCAUUCCUCCUGCGCCAAGAGGGCCGGCCUGUUACACAGCUUGUUGGGAACAUGUCAACAGUAAGGAUCAUGAGCAAAGACUGGGAAAACACAGACAAAGCUUCACAGUGGAUCCACCAGAGAGCUGCAUCCUCUGAGCAGCCUUUCUCUCUUUAUCUUGGCCUCAAUUUACCGCAUCCUUAUAAAACUGAAUCACUGGGGCCCACUGCAGGAGGAUCGACCUUCCUCACCUCGCCAUACUGGCUGCAGAAGGUGUCUUCAGAGCUCAUCACUGUUCCUAAAUGGCUACCUAUGUUAGCCAUGCACCCCGUUGACUACUACUCCACCUUCACCAAAAACUGCAGUGGUGAUUUCACUGAGGAGGAAGUCAGGAGAAUAAGAGCUUUCUAUUAUGCCAUGUGUGCUGAGGCAGAUGCCAUGCUUGGUCAGGUGAUUUCAGCUCUGAGAGAGACCGGCCUGCUUAACAACACUGUCGUGAUCUUUACGGCUGACCAUGGAGAGCUGGCCAUGGAGCACCGGCAGUUCUACAAGAUGUCAAUGUUUGAGGGCAGUUCCCAUGUCCCCCUGCUGGUCAAGGGGCCUGGACUGAAGUCUGGCUUGCAGGCUGACCAGCUUGUGUCUUUGGUUGAUCUGUACCCCACUGUGCUGGACAUUGCUGCUAUUCCUGCACCAGGUUUUCUCAGUGGCCACUCUCUACUUCCUCUUCUGUCCAAGGGCAGUGCAUUUUCUGAGAAGAAACGUCAAGACUGGAUUCUGAGUGAAUAUCAUGGUUGUAAUGUCAAUGCUUCCACAUACAUGCUGAGAAGGGGCAGAUGGAAAUAUAUAGCCUAUGCAGAGGGCCUGAGUGUCCCCCCACAGCUUUUUGACCUAACAAUGGACAAGGAAGAACUUCACAACGUGAUACUCAAAUUUCCGGAUGUGCAGGCGCAUCUGGACGAGCUAUUGCACAGCAUUGUGGACUAUCCAAAAGUCUCAACAACUGUCCAUGUCUACAAUAAAAAAACAUUUGGUGCCUGGCGACAGAGUUCAGGGAGAAACUACAGUCAGGUCAUUGCCAACCUCAGGUGGCAUGUGGACUGGCAAAAAGAUAUCAUGUCCAAUGAGAGAGCUAUUGAUCAGUGGCUCUAUGGCUCUUCGUAAAAUUCUGUAUGCGCGUUUUACACUUUUAACAGACAGGAAUGGAGAAGUUGUCACAACAGCCCUUUUUUAAAAGUAAAAUCAUGGUCAUCAUUUUUCCCUCAAUAUGACUGCAUGACCAUAAACAGAUGUCAGAAUAGGACCUAUGAGUCAAGCAGACUACACCACUAGACCAGCAAUAGAUUCAGAAUGACAGUAGAAAGCAACUUUGCCUUUGAGCAGUGGUUAUACAUGAGAUAUGGCUAAGAACAUGGUUAAUAUUGUAUGUAUUUCAUCACUGCAAAAAGGAAGCCAGUAUGCUACUUUCUGUAAAGAGGCAAGAUAACACGACAUGUUUAUGUUCAGCACUUAAUAAAGAAAUUAUAUUAUCA
This is a messenger RNA of Notolabrus celidotus (New Zealand spotty), 2100 nucleotides long. RefSeq names its product arylsulfatase family, member K (gene arsk). NCBI's taxonomy places the organism in Eukaryota, Metazoa, Chordata, Actinopteri, Labriformes, Labridae. Bases 230 to 1732 code for a protein of 500 amino acids. The record is from RefSeq and is a predicted model, not a curated record. The transcript has 8 exons.